UUUUCUUUAGGUGACGAUGCAUCCGAAAGACGUGACCAGGGCUCGACCCUCAAACCUCUGCAUCACUUUGUAAUUUCCCCACAGCUUGGAUUACAGGCGCACGCCACAAUGCUUUAGCCGCACGUUUAGUAAUCCGUUAAUCCAAAGUGCGACUUUCCAAUCUUUUAUUCCAUUGGAGGCAAUACACAAUAAAAGCCUACUUUUAUUCUGCCUGCAUGACUGAACCUGUAGAAACGUUUUAUGAAGAAACUUAGCCAACUCUCGACCGGCACAUUCAAAGUCAACUUUGCUGUAAACAUACAUGUAUACUUGCAACUAGCGUAUAUGAACUGAUACACAUUCAAGGAACGGAGUGUUGAGCUGUAACUGCAUUGAAGAAUAAAUCGAUUUCAGCAGUCGAAAUAAAAUAAUAAAAUGAACUGCAUAAAGACAUCUGACCAACUUCUGGAGUACAUCCAGCGAAGCAACGUAAAAACCGUAAGAUUUGAAUUCUCAGAUAUCAAUGGGAUCACAAGGUGCAAGCUUAUAUCAACUCACAACCUUAAAGACUUUGCGGUCUAUCUGGAUAAGGGAGUUCAGUUCCCAUCACUAUGGCUCUGUGAAGACACCGAGGGAAAGAUAUAUGAUUGUGCACUCACACAAAAGUAUAGAUUUACUGAUGUCUCUGGCUUGCCUUCUCUUAACACAUUCACUCUUGUUCCUUGGAACCAGGGCCUAGCUCGAAUCACAACUGUCAUCAACGACCUUCAUGGGAAAGCUCCCCUGUUGGAACACCCAAGAAACAUAGCGACCCAGCAGCUGGAGCAUCUCAAGGACUUGGGAUACUCUUUGCUUAGUGGGUAUGAAGCGGAAUUUCGUAUACAUGAAGUGAAGAGUGGAGAACCUUUGUUGAAUCAAGUCAUUAGUGGAAACGUGCUUCGCCUUCUAAUGGCCAACGAUUACAUUAAGGAUUUGAUGGAAUAUUUGCCACAGGUUGGGGUGGAUGUUGACACAGUUCACUCUGAAUCUGAUGUAGGGUCACUCGAGGUUACAUGCAAACCUUCCUUUGGAAUAACUUCUGCUGAUAAAGUAGUCAUGUGUAAAAAUGCAUGCAAGGAGAUUGCUCUUAACCAUGGCUACAUUGCAUCCUUUAUACCAAGUGUAAACGAGUCGUCGGAAGUUUGCAGUCUUCAUUUCAAUCAUUCUCUUUGGGAUAGUAAAACUGGCAAUGUUUGUCAUGACAAGACAACAGGUGCUCUCACGAACAUUGCAAAGCAUUGGAUAGCUGGUUUGCUUGCCCAUGCAAGAGCGCUUACUACUCUCAUGGCUCCCUCCGUCAAUGGCAUCAAAUCUUUUGGUGCCUAUCAACCAACUUCAAGCUUUGAACCCUCGUUCGUAACCUGGGGCAAACACAACCGUUCCGUAACCUUUCGUGUUAAAGAAAGUGGGUCGCAGGAUUCUUACAUUGAAAACAGGAUCCCAAGAAGUGAUGCUGACCCCUAUGUCAUAUUAGCGGGUACCGUAGCAGCAGGAAUGGAUGGUGUCAUCAACAAGUUAUCACUACCACCUGAGAGCACUGGAGACGCCAGCAAAGAAAGCAACAUCCCACCGCUGACACCAAAACUCCCGUGUGAUAUGGAAGACGGGAUCAGUGCAUUGUUGGAAGAUAAAGUCUUACGGAGAGCUCUUGGCGAAGACUUUAUUGACCUCUUUGUUGCUGCCAGAAGAAAUGAAAUUAAGAGAUAUAAUGGACCGACGACGAGUAAGCCUGAACAAGAUAAAUACAAAGGGUUUUUUGAUGUCAUGUAAUAAUAAAAUAAGAGGUUGAUUAUUCUUAUGAUCACUCUAGGUAUUUGCCGGAGACCAUGUGUUUUUCAGUCUUCCAUUACUCCUAUUUUUCUUUUGCGCAAUAACUAAAGAACCAUUCGACGGAUCAACUAAGUAAGCAACUGUGAAAAUUAUGUUCUCGUGUCAUAUGACAUUUAGUUUGACCAAUAUAGACAGGUCAUCGAACCGAUACCUUAAAAAGUAAUAAAACAACCCAAACAAUACUAGUCGAGAAAAGAAAACUAAGAGAUAUUUCAAGUAACCUUGAAGCAUCAGAGGAACUUCAAAUGAGAAUAUACAACAUGGUCAAACUAAAUGGCAAGUAUUCUAAUAUUACUUUUUUCAUCUUUGAAUCUAUACUCUGUAAAAUAUUCAAUAUUCUUGUUGUUCUUUAGGUAAUAUUAUAUUUUUCUCAAUUGAUAUUUGGGUUUCAAAUCUAUCAUUGUAUCAUAUACAGAUAUAUAUAU
Messenger RNA from Lytechinus variegatus (green sea urchin), 2273 nucleotides. RefSeq names its product lengsin-like. The transcript has 2 exons. Lineage: Eukaryota; Metazoa; Echinodermata; Echinoidea; Temnopleuroida; Toxopneustidae. Gene Ontology annotation, molecular function: glutamine synthetase activity. The coding region runs from base 415 to 1788 and encodes 457 amino acids. The record is from RefSeq and is a predicted model, not a curated record. Gene Ontology annotation, cellular component: membrane; cytoplasm.